Linum tenue is the source of this 1581-nucleotide messenger RNA. NCBI's taxonomy places the organism in Eukaryota, Viridiplantae, Streptophyta, Magnoliopsida, Malpighiales, Linaceae. The record is from the annotation of a GenBank genome assembly.
GUCCCUAUUAACUAUAAAUACACCACUGCAAGUUCUAUAAGUACAGUUUUGUUGUUUUGCAUUUCCUUCAGGCUUUAGGUGUGUAGAAGGUGAAGAGCAAAAAAUAAGUAGAAGCAAGAGGUAGUGAGGAAAGCAUUAAUCGGGCAACGAUGAAGGCUGGCAGUGGUGGUGGGUUUGGAGAAGUUUGCAGAAAGUUCAAGCCACACCUGUUGAUGAUUCUGACACAGAUUUUAUAUACUUUCCUUUAUUUCAUCACUGAGGCUUCCUUCAACCAUGGCAUGAAUCCGAAUGUCUAUGUAACGUACCGUCACGUCGUGGCUGCUGUGGUCAUGUUCCCCUUUGCAUAUUUCCUUGAAAGAAAGCAAAGGCCUAAACUGACUCUAGCCCUCUUCCUGGAGAUCUUCCUUCUGUCUCUAGUCGGGGUGGGUUUUGCCUUGAACAUGUACUUUCUGAGCCUGAAAUACACAUCUCCAACUUUCGUUGCUUCAAUGGUGAAUACUGUAGCUUCUAUCACAUUUGUUGCUGCAGUUGUGCUAAGGUUGGAGGCACUUGAUAUUCGAAAUCCUCGAGGAAUAGCCAAAGUUGCAGGGACCUUGGUUUCUUUGUCCGGUGUAAUGACCAUGACACUGUACAGAGGUCCCAUAAUCGAACAGCUGUGGAAUCCUCUGGUUCAGAUACAAGGGAAGGCGAGCAACAAUCACGAAAGCUGGGUCAAGGGUUCAGUUCUCACUGUGGCGAGCUGCAUUUUAUGGUCGUUUUGGUACAUUAUGCAGGCACUAACACUCAAGAGAUAUCCUGCUCAGCUGUCCCUCACAGCUUGGAUGAGUGCAUUGGGCGCUGCGCAGUCAGCAGUCUUCACAGCCAUUAUAGAACAUAACAAGUCUGCUUGGGCGAUUGGUUUCAAUGUUGAUCUAUGGUCUACCAUCUAUGGUGGAGUGGUAGUGUCAGGAUUGGUGGUAUUCAUUCAGCUGUGGUGCACAGAAGAGAAAGGGCCCGUCUUUGUUACCACCUUCAACCCUCUUUCAGCGAUUCUGGUGGCGAUUCUAGCUUACUUCAUCAUGGGGGAAGAGCUCCACCUGGGAAGCAUAAUAGGUGCCGUGGUUGUGAUAGUUGGCUUAUAUUUGCUGCUUUGGGGGAAAGAAGGUGAUCAAGAAGCUCGGACCAAAGCACAGAGUGUUUCAGGUAAUGGUGAGCAGCACAAGGAAGCCAGUAUACAGAUAAUUACUUCUGGGGAAUCUUAGUUGUCGCGUGGGGAUUCUUAAUAACUCAUCCUGUAUUUAAAGAAUGAGCUAGAAAAUCUAUAUAGGGGUUUACUGACAAGUUCCAGAGCACAAGACUUCUGGGACAAUCGGAAGUUUCUUAAAUCUCUGAGUCCUGCGAGUUGUGCUUAAACUUUUUAUGGUGUUCUCUCUUCUUUUACUAUGAAGAGAGAAAUAAUGUGAUAAAAUUUUCUUUUUAGGGAAAUAAGUUUAUUUUUUGUUAGUACCACGAAGUCAACGUGUAAUUUAUUAAGUGCUAUAAGAAGUUACUACAUACAUCAGAUUGAUCGAAAGACAAUAGGAGAAUGAUGCUUAUUCGACU